ACAACCAUCUUCCCUUUAACCUUCUGGGCAGGGCAGUGUUUCAGUUUCUUGGAGCACAAUAUGCAGCAGAGAAGUGCCAUUUCUCCUUCAAGACGCAUCUAAAGAGGUGUAGAUCUAGAUGCUUUCUUUGUCUAGAUGGAGCCCUCAGGCACCCCAGAGUCCACCACCCCUUUUGAAUAUGAUCCUCAGAGCUUACUGUGUGAGAGCAAGACCUUUACCUUUGCCACCAUCAGCACCACCAUCCUGUACUUCCUGGUGUUCCUCCUCAGCCUGGUGGGCAACAGCCUGGUGUUGUGGGUCCUAGUGAAGUAUGAGAGCCUGGAAUCCCUCACCAAUGUCUUCAUCUUCAACCUGUGCCUCUCAGAUCUGGCGUUCUCCUGCUUGUUGCCAGUGUGGAUCAUGGCGUACCACUGGGGCUGGCUGCUGGGGGACUUCCUCUGCAAGCUCCUCAGCAUGAUCUUCUCCAUCAGCCUCUACAGCAGCAUCUUCUUCCUGACCAUCAUGACUAUCCACCGCUACCUGUCGGUGGUGAGGCCCCUCUCAUCCCUGCGUGUCCACACCCUCCAGUGCCGUGUGCUGGUGACCAUGGCUGUGUGGGCAACCAGCAUCCUGUCCUCCAUCCCCGAUGCUAUCUUCCACACAGUGCUUUCUUCACACUGUGUCUACUCAGAAAGGAAGGGGUUCCUAACCUCGGUCUACCAGCAUAAUGUCUUCUUCCUGCUCUCCAUCGGGAUUAUCCUGUUCUGCUACGUGGAGAUUCUCAAGACCCUGUUCCGCUCUCGGUCCAAACGGCGCCCUCGAACAGUCAGGCUUAUAUUCACCAUCGUGACAGCCUACUUCCUUAGCUGGGUUCCCUACAACCUGGUCCUGUUUCUGCAGACACUGCUGAAACUUGAGGUCAUCCAGAGCUGCGAGUUCAGCCAGCAAGUGGAUUAUGCCAUACUCAUCUGCCGCAACCUUGCCUUCUCCCACUGCUGCUUCAACCCAGUGCUCUACGUUUUUGUUGGGGUCAAGUUCCGCAGACAUCUCAAAAGUCUGCUCCGGCACUUCCGGAUCUGCGGGCAGCAGGCAGCCAGCAUUCCUCAUCACGCAGCAGGCUCCUUCAAUUACGAGGGUGCCUCCUUCUAUUGAAAGGGAGUUCGGUGGUGCCAAUGGAGGUGGACAGAGCUGCUGGAGUGGGAGCAGGGAGAAGCAGGGCAGGAAAGGGCAUCAUGGAGGGCAUGCUGGGGAAUGCCAUGGCCACCUUCCACAAGUAGGUCCUUCAUGUCUCCUCUUCUGCAGAUAGUGGCUCCCACCUGGAAACUGUAUAUUUCCAUCCAGAAAAACAUUUCUUGGAUUCUGAGUUCAUCAUUCAUUCCUUCAGACAUUGCUUAGUCCAGAAGGCUCUGAAACUUGGAAGGAUUCCCAGAAAGGAUUCUCUCCAAGGCUUUCUGAGGGUCUGAGGCUCCAUGUGUGUGCUAAUUGUAUAGAUGCAGACUGAUGGUAGAUGGUCUGUCCCCCACUCACCUGGAGGGUUGUGCCAGCUGACUUCGGAGGGGUUGGCUCUGCACUCCUCAGUGACUGCUGGGUGAGAUUGUUUCACUGGGCCAAGAUAAGCACAUCCUCAAAUAAGCAAGUCAGAAUGCAAUCUGGAUCCUGAAGACCCAACUAGACAAGAGAUACAUUCCAUGUCAUAGCUCUAGUGUCUGCCACAUGAACUAGCACCUGGAUAUUCAGUCCAUAAAUAAUCUUUUGUGGAAAGAAUGAAUGUAAUAAGUGCCACCUUCUGCAUGAAGCAUUUGUUUGCAGGACAUAAAGAUAAGGAGAUACCAUCAUGACCCUCUAGGUACCAAUAGUCCAGCUCUGAAGGUCCAGAAAACUAAACAUCCUCCUCGGCCAAAGCUACCAGGGUGAAGAUUCCUACAUCUCAUCCUCUCUGGAUGGAUAUCAAGCUGAUACUUCAGAUUCAUCAGUUUCCACCUCAAAUGUUCUCCAUCUGCUUGGCUGAUGGCACCAGCUUCCCCCAGCCACCGAUACUCCAAACCCGCAUCAUCUCUGAGUCCUACAUUUCCCUUCCCUCCACUCCCACAGCCAAGUCCUGUUGCCUCUGCCUUCCCCAUGUCCCCCAGAGCUGUUUCUGUCCAUGUUCAUUGAAUGCCCGUGGUUCCAUCCCCAAAUGACCUCACUUCCUCAGCAUCUUCCCACUCCUCACCUCUUUCCCCACAAAGUGUCCUCUGAAUGGACACCAGGGUGCUUCAGAACCCUUCGUGGAUCCUCACACUAUGCAAAUAAAGCCCAAACACCUGAGCAAGUCUUUCAGGGCCCCUGCAAUCUGGUGCCAAUGAACUUUUCCAUUGUUAUUCCACCUUCUACCAUCCCCCCCAUGCAGCUCAGGUUCCAACCACAGAAAAACCACACCCUUCCCCCAGUCUCCUCUGGGCCCCCACCAUGUGGUCACCAGGGUCUGGAACACCUGUCCUUCUACUCUACUACCUACAAGCCCCAGCUGAAAGGCCAACUCCUCAGGAAGACCUUCCCUAUCUGAAAAUCAGAAGAGCACUCUCUGGUGUGCUGUGGCACUCUGUUUGUCCCCUCUGAAAUAAUAUUUGUCACUCUCCACCAUGUGUCAUAGUUACACUUGUGCAUGUCUUAUCUUCCUGCCCCAUUGGAAUGCAGAGUGCCUGAGGUCUUGCACCCUGCCAAGGGCCCUGGUGUUCUAGCACGAUGUAUUGAGUGGGAGCAAAGAAUGACAGCUGUCAUUAUUUUUCUAAUGUAUGCCUUUGGGGGACCAAUGCCUAGGGAACACAGUUGUGCUUUCUUACCCCAGGCUGCUGGAGUGACAGUAACCCUUAUUCCCUAAUCUAUGCUCUCAGAGCACCAUGUUUAUCCCUCUCUUUGGCAACGUCUAUACUUGACCUUGCUUUUUAGUUAGUGGUACACAUGCCUGCCUCUCACACUGUCCCAUAGCAUCACAUCUCAGGACACAGAUAAAACCCAUCUUCAAAAUUUUCCCAUACAGGGACGCCUGGGU
Messenger RNA from Lutra lutra (Eurasian river otter), 3010 nucleotides. It is a transcript of the gene XCR1, whose product is annotated as X-C motif chemokine receptor 1. Gene Ontology annotation, cellular component: membrane. Gene Ontology annotation, biological process: chemotaxis; immune response; G protein-coupled receptor signaling pathway. The record is from RefSeq and is a predicted model, not a curated record. The coding region runs from base 136 to 1131 and encodes 331 amino acids. The transcript has 2 exons. Gene Ontology annotation, molecular function: chemokine receptor activity. Lineage: Eukaryota; Metazoa; Chordata; Mammalia; Carnivora; Mustelidae.